Messenger RNA from Thunnus maccoyii (southern bluefin tuna), 4634 nucleotides. It is a transcript of the gene sema4f, whose product is annotated as sema domain, immunoglobulin domain (Ig), transmembrane domain (TM) and short cytoplasmic domain, (semaphorin) 4F. Gene Ontology annotation, molecular function: semaphorin receptor binding; chemorepellent activity. Bases 1060 to 3612 code for a protein of 850 amino acids. NCBI's taxonomy places the organism in Eukaryota, Metazoa, Chordata, Actinopteri, Scombriformes, Scombridae. Gene Ontology annotation, biological process: axon guidance; neural crest cell migration; positive regulation of cell migration. The transcript has 15 exons. The record is from RefSeq and is a predicted model, not a curated record.
UGUAGUUUCACAAAUGUAGUCAGUACACUCCAAAAAUGAAUAUUGUAAUGACUGGUUUCACUCUCACCACUAAAAGCUUUUAUCUUAUUUUCAAACAAUGAUUAAUCCCUGAUGGUAUUCCCACAAAUGUAAUAAAAUCUUAAUUCUACAGAACCUUCCAAACAAAUUUCUGCGGAAGUUGGAUAUUUAUUGCGCUUCUGAAGAAAAUUAGUCAAAGUCAAUAUGUUCAAGCACACAUAUGCCAGGACUGCACCUGUCGGUCUGACAUCAUCCUCUACCUGUUGUGUCCCCUCUCUGCCUUUUCCAUAGGGCGGGGCGCGAGAGCUUUGGCUUCUACUCAGCGAUCCUGGAAACCGCCACCAGCCUCCAUACCACUGAGCACCCGUUCGUGCGCUCGAGCCUCACCGACACAGCGCGCGCUGCGGGAUUUUGUUUUUUUAUUCACGGACUUGAACGUCUUUUUCUUGUUUCAAUUUCCUCAAAGAAUUUGAAGCAUAAGGCGAGCGGAGGUUUGUUUUCCAGCAGCGGGACAGGCUUGGCGACACCGGGGACCGGGGAUAAGAGCGAGGCUUCAGCUUAUUAUAGCCCAGGACACCGGACAUUAUUCCUGCACGAGAAGACGCUACUUUGGAUUACUUUGACACACAGUUUGUGACUGCAAUACACCACAAAUAUUAGUAGAAUAAUUUAUUUUCUGCUUCUCACUGUGUCGCUUUUCUUUAGUGGGUAGCCUAAUAAAACCGUCAUUUGCACUGAGCGGAUGCUUGCAUUUCUGCGCGCUUUGUGCAGGCUGUAGCUCCGGGAAAAGAGUAACCUGUGAUAGCAAAACAGAAUAAAAUAUUUUAACAAGCAUUGUUGCAUUCAGAAGUAAUCACCCCCAACUUAUUAUUUUUUUUGUCCUUAUCUUGGACCGAGCCCUGCGCAUUUUUGAGAGAACUCAGAGAAGCGGAUCGAGAUCAGGAUGCGUCGCAGCUGAAACCACGCGUGGACUUUGGUGUUGAAAUCUAGAUCGGGCGGACCUCCACCUCUCUCCCGGACCAGGACAGGAGUCGAAUCAGGAUGACUCCUGGCGGUGCGAUGUGGAUCCUGCUCUCGGUGUGCUGUCUGCUCUCCGGAGUCUGCCGGGCAGCGACUCUGAGCGGACUGGGAGAUACCGUUCUGGGUCCAGAGAAGUUCGGCGGCGUGGCCAACUUCAGCACCUUCCUACUGGACCGCUCAACAGGCAUGCUCUUCCUUGGCGCCAGGGAUGCUAUACUGGCUGUAGACACCAACAAGCUCAACCAGUCACCGCGCAAGAUUAUUUGGGAUGUGCCAGAGGAGAAGAGGAAGUCUUGUGUGGCAAAGGGAAAGACGGAGGUGGACUGCAACAACUACAUCCGCCUGCUGGAGUUCCUAGGGGAUGGACGGAUCUACGUGUGUGGCACCUAUGCCUUUGACCCCCAGUGUGCCUUCCUGGAGCGCUCCACCUUCACUCUGGAGAAAGCUGAGGAUAAUGGGGUGAAGAUGGAGACAGGGAAGGGGAAGUGUCCCUUUGAGCCCAGUCAGCACUACACGGCUGUCAUGGCAGGUGGUAUUCUAUACACAGCAGCCACAAGCAACUUCCUGGGAACGCUCUUUGACAUCUCCCGGGCAACGGGCCCUGAGCAGGAGCGCAUCCGAACUGAGCGAUCCAUCAACUGGCUCAGUGACCCAGAGUUUGUGAGCUCAGCCUUCAUAGAGGAGACUCCAGACAGCAACCCGACAGGAGAUGAUGACAAGAUCUACUUCUUCUUCACUGAGGUGGCCAAAGAAUACGACCUAUAUACCAAAGUCAAAGUGCCCAGGGUGGCGCGAGUCUGCAAGUCGGACGUGGGAGGGAUGAAAACUCUGCAGCGGCGUUGGACCACCUUUCUCAAGGCCCAGCUGGUGUGUGAGGACAAACCCAGCGGUCAGCGUUACAACAUCCUGACUGACGUUUUCACUACGCAACACACACCAGGAGACCCCAGCAGCACGCACUUCUAUGGGCUUUUCACCUCCCAGUGGGAGAAUGAGGAAUUAUCAGCAGUUUGCGUUUUCAGUCUGUCUGACAUCAGCAAAGUGAUGGAUGGUUCCUUUAAAGAGCUGAAGAAGACUUGCGAGAACUGGAUCAACCCUGAACCUGUCCCCACACCAAGACCUGGCCAGUGUCUGAACAAUGCUUUGAAGGCUGAAGGGUUUGAAUCUUCCCUGAAACUCCCUGACAAGGUGUUGACGUUCGUGAGGGAUCACCCUCUGAUGGAGAACAGUGUUACUGCAGCGCCCCUGCUGGUGCGGAAGGGGAUCAGAUACACCAAGCUGGCUGUAACACAGAUGGGCGGCAGAGAAGAGCGAAGAGGAGCAGUGCUGCACCUCGGAACAGACCGUGGGGAGCUCCACCGCGUGGCAGUAGUGGGACAGAACGCCACCUUACUGCAGGAGAUUCCUCUGUUCACCUCACAGGAGCCUGUCAACAAUAUAUUACUGCACCAGGGCUGGACUCUGGUGGGCAGCCCUCUGUCUCUGGCUCGUGUCCAGGCUGAAGGUUGCGGUCUGUAUCCCAGCUGUGAGGUGUGCGCCAGAGCCAGAGAACUGGGCUGCGUGUGGAGCACAAAGGAAAAAGCCUGCCGGCUCACAACGGCAGAGCCUGGCCCAGGUGAUAUGGUGGACGAUGCCUUAAGAAGAUGUGAUGCAGUGGAGGGGCGUUGCUCCCCAUCCAUCAGGGAGCUGCGAGUUUCCAAAGGUCUGCGCCUCUUGUUGCCAUGCGUCCAGCUGUCUCCCAGGCCUUGUAGCUGGGAGCAUCCUCCCCACAGACACACCAGACAGCACCACUCUGACCUGGAGGUGACCGUCAGCGAGGACAGUCUGGGAAAAUACAUCUGCACAUGCCAGGAGGCGGGGCCAGGUAUCAGAGACCCCACCCCCUGCCGCAGAGCAGCCUAUCAGCUGACACUAGAGGACCCCAGUGCUGGAGGAGCAGUGGCGACACCAGGAGGUCGUCAUGUCAUGGCCUUCUAUAUAAUUUUCUUCCUCUGUGGUGUGGCAUUUACUGUAUGUAUCUACUGCUUUGUGACACAUCGGCGCAAUUUAAGGGACCAGGGCCACCACCUGCCAGAUAAUUCGCUGUCGUCUGAGAAGGGGCGGGACUUGCUUGGCUCCUCAGCCACGCCACAGUCCCCUAGCAGCGCCAGCCUGCUGUCUGAAGGAUUCCGCUUGACUGAAAAGCGUAACGGGACGGCGACCACAAACACGACCACGACAUUGCUCAGCAACCAGGGUAACGGUGGUCACCAUGGCAACAGCUACAGUGGCACGGUGAUCAGCAGCAAUCCCAGCAAUGGCCAUGGGAAUGCCCUGUACGCCAACUGCAACACAAGCAGCAGUGGGCUGAAGUUCUCUGAAAUUUUAGCUCCUGACAUGCUGGAUGGAAGGACGGGGGAGAGGGAGAGGGGGAGGCCUGAGGGGGGAGAGAGGGAGUCGGGAGAGGGUGGUGAGGUGGAUGAGGGGCUGGGGGACGGGUUAGAUGGGUUAAAAGGACUAGAGGAGGAACUUGCAAGCUUUCCCGUGUUUAAAACACCAGCACCCCUGGCUAAGUGUGAAGAAAGCUCAAUAUGAAAAGGUGAAACAAAUAUGCUGUACUGUACUAGUAAAACCAUUUUGCAUCAUCCAAAUAAACUGGAUACUACUGCAAGGAACGCAAGACGGCAGCCUCAAAGUGACUACUGCCAAAUGCCUUUGGAUGGGAGCUGUGGCACGAAGAGAGACUAAAGAGAUAUAAAAGAAAUAUAUGAUAAGUUAUGUCUACACGUGAGAAAGACACUUGAAACAUUCUGUAUGGAGAGAACUUAGAGACAGAAAACAUAUUUAAGAGUUGGGAUAGACUGCCUAUUGUGAGUCACUCAGGAUGGGAGCCACAGCUAAAUAAAUGUGUCAUAUGUAUGUACAUAUAAAAUGUAUAUAUAAACAGUCUGAAAGUCUGACAAUUCAAAUGUUACAAAGAAUCAAAGAUGAAAUGUCUACGAAUCUAGACAUGGAAAAGCCAUACUGUCCUUCUCCUUAUCUUCUGUUGUGGUUUGCUCUCAUUCUCUUCUUCUCCCAAUGGCACUGCAAAAGAAAAAAAUUGCACUUUGAAUUUCUCAGCACCUCUCUGACUCUCUCUAUUUCUCUCUCUGACACACAAUUUAAACACAAUCCCAGACCUCCAUGGGUCCAAAGGCACCAAAGGACUGUUGAGCCAUAGACUGCCCAGCCAGACUACACUGGGCUUCAAACAGAGAGAUGUCACUGUCAGAGACUAAAGAACCAUAAAUUCACUGAAGAAACAUGAGCUACAGUGACCAUGAUGGGGCUGUUCCUGCCUACGCUGCCGCAAAGGUCAAGAGGAUGAUAGGUCACCUGUCAGAUUUGUGUCAGUGUGGAAAACAAAAGGUGCACAGCAUGCAUUAACUGACAGCUGAUCAGAUCUGUCACUGUUCAUUUUCACUGUUACUGAGACAGAAGGCAAAUUCUUUUCUGAUGGAUGUGAAAUUAAUUUCUGCCUUGCAGAAUGGACCUUACCAGACACCAUCACCUCGUUUUGUGAGUGUGGAUUUCAAAACGUAAAAAUGUAUUGUUUUUGUCAUGUUGUUUUGUAAUAA